Molecule: messenger RNA, 459 nt
Organism: Acanthamoeba castellanii str. Neff
Lineage: Eukaryota; Discosea; Longamoebia; Acanthamoebidae
Exons: 3
Coding region: 1-459 (152 amino acids)
Source: RefSeq, a predicted model, not a curated record
AUGGCUUUACAGCCCAAGCGCGCAGAGGAGAUGCUGCAGCCUGAGCUGUUCGACUUGGGCGACUUUGCCAAGCUCUACCACGGAAUCUCAAGGCUGCUCGAUUGCAAGAGGCAGCCUCUGGACGAAGCGACCACCACAAACUUGAUGCGGCUCCAGGAACGGCUGAAUGCCUGGACACGGGUGGCCUACGACACCGCGCUCACCGAGGCGGGUUUGUUGUUCCAUCCCUCCGGGAUGCGUUCCUCGAGUGCCAAAGGAGAACAGCUGAGGUCGUGUCUCAGACCCGUGAAUGUUCUCCGGUUCCGCUCCUACUUGGCCGCCAAAGAACCGGGCCUGCUCGGACCCGACAAGCCGGAGCUCCCUCCGCUGCACACCCGCCCGGCUGGCUUGGCCAGCCUCGUCAAGGCGUGCCCCGAACUCGCUCCGGAGCUGGUCGACGCCCUCGCCCUCAGCCUGUAA